Molecule: messenger RNA, 919 nt
Organism: Naegleria gruberi
Lineage: Eukaryota; Heterolobosea; Eutetramitea; Acrasida; Naegleriidae
Exons: 1
Coding region: 224-799 (191 amino acids)
Source: RefSeq, a predicted model, not a curated record
AUUUCAAUCAUUGCGCAUGGAACUUUAUUCGAAAGGGCACUUUGCUGACAAAACGUGUUCUUCACAUAUUGUUCAAGUCUUCUUUGAAAAUAUCCAAACAAUCCUAUUUUUUGAUCAAUUUUUGUAAACAUUUGAAAAACAUCACAAUUUAUCUAAUUUCCAUAAUUGACAAAUUUCCAAAUCCAAAAGGCAUUAGCAAAUUGAAAAAUUCCAUCUUUAAAAAAUGUACACUCCUUCCAUCACUGAAACCAUCGAAAAUCCACCACCAACAUCAAAACCAAUUAGUGGUGGAAGCAAUGCAACCUUCGAACCAUCAUCUUCAACACCCUUCUCACCAACUGAACAUGCAGUACAAUUACAAUAUCCUCCACCAGAAUCAAAAUCAAAUCCUAGUGAUACUUAUAUAAGUGAACAGGUUCCUGUUUCGAAACCUGUUACUGCACUCAUUGAGCCACCAGAAUUAAAACCAGCAGUGGCUGCAUCUGGUCAACCAUCAAGUAAUUCACCUCCCAAGACAGAUAUCAAAGAUCCAAAAAGUUUACAUCUUCCACAUCUUCAUGUACCUUCAAUGUUUCAUGAUAAAUCUGAUCCUAUUCAUAAGGUUAAUGAAUAUGAUGUUGAUGGAAUAAGGCAGAGAAGGCUUAUUUAUGGAGCUGUAUUGGAUCGCUUUGUUUAUGUCUGUUUGGAUGUUGGUGCAUUCCUUGGAUACCUUUCGUAUUUGUCCAUACGAAAUAUUCCAGAGCAACAAGUGCUAGAGCUAGAAGAUAUUCUCAGUUGGCUAAAAUUACUUGGAUUGUAAUUUUGAUAUCCUUGUUGAGUGUUUUAUUGUUGGGUAUUCUAGUUGCAAUUGUUGUGCCUUCAGUUUAUUCUGUUCGUCAUCAAAAAAUUUAACAUUUGAUUCGAAUAAAAAUUUUAUUGU